AGGAAAAAUCUGUUGUAUGUUUUUUUUCAAUGUAUUUAUAAGCGAAUUUUUAUUUUUUUGUUGAAACGAUAAAAAAUUAUUAAAAAUAGAGGUUUGAUGUGGUACAAUAGUAUAGGUAUUACUGGCGUUACAUUUAGCAGCGAGGAGCUGCAUUUGAUGCAGCACACCAGUUGCAAUCGGUCUGUUUACAUUUAAAUUUUUUUCACUAGCGUUAAAUUGAAUUACCAUUUGAUAAACGAUGCAAGUGGAAACUAGAGUAAACUCAAUUAAAUAUUUACAAAAUAUUAACUUUUCAAAGUUGAUUUUAAGUGAAAAAGUAGAUAAAAAAAAAAGAUUGACAAACACCAGUUUUAUCUAUUCUACAAAAGAGUACAAGUAGGAGCAAAGAAUAUGCAUGCCAGUUUAGCAUCAGUGUUUACCACAAAACUGAAUAGCUUUGUGGAUGUGAUGAAAAGAACACUUUAUUCUGUUUUCCAUGCUUACUAUUUGGUGGACAGACUUUAUGGACAAAAAGUGGCAUGACUGACUUGAGGCAUUUACCACAAAAAGUAAUGAAACAUGAGCUGUCAACCAAGCAUAUAAAUAAUGUUAUUGAUUUGUCAAUGCUGGGUAAAGUGAACACUGUAGCUCAAAUUGAUAAAGCAUACAAUAUUUUGAUAGCGAAACACAAUAUCAAAUACUAUUUGUAACAUCAUCACCUCUGCUAGUCACGUCUCCGCCAGCAGGAUUGUGAUGACCUCAGUGGUUUUAUGAGAUGAAUCAUUUGAUUGAGCACAGUACUACUUGACCCAAGGAGUCUACAGUUAUUCUCAGCACCAACACCAGUGUAUAGCUGACUAUCCAGAAUGAAGGAAUCCUGUUUGCCUGGUCCCAGCAGCAAACCAAAGACACUCCACAGCCUUGUACUCAUCCGAUUGUCUCAUCUGCUGCUGGAGAAUGCUGUCCCACCAAGUUUAAAAAAGUACUUGCCUUUCUUGAACAUGGUUGGUCGCCUGCAGUUGUUACCCAAAUGCCCCCAUAUGAACCUGGGUACAAGUGCAGAAGAGCAGCAGCAGCACAACGAAGGGGUGCUUACUGCAGGUGCUGAAGAUGAAACUGUUCUAACUGGUACUUUUGAUUACUCCAUAGAUGAUAUCAUCUUGUCAGAGCCAGGAAGAUGUAACGAUCGUCUUCUUGUUUAUAAGGAACUAUUACUGCAACAUAUGGUGAAAGUGAAACAGUGGUUUGAUGAUGAAGGAUGGCUUGGGAAGCAAGAUUCAAAAUUGCGCAAGUUGCUGCGAGAAUCCUGCUGGGAUCUGCUGCAAGUCCUUGGCUAUAAUUGUCAGUGCCCACUCCUCUUACUGACUCUUGAAUUAAUGUUCACCACAAAGGCUGGAUUUAACAAGAUAGUGACGGUGGUACCAAAUACCUUUUGUGCCACCUUAAAUAAUUUUCUUUUGAAACUUCAACCUUUUGGAAUAGAAAAACUUUACACAGUUAAUUUACAGUUUGAUUGCCCAUCUAUUGUGGUUACUAUAUGUAAAAAUUCUCCAUUAAUUAAGUGGAUUUAUCUGAGAAUAGAAUUUGUCAAAGGGGAUAUUUUAAGGGAAAUUGGACAUGCUGCUCCUAGCAUUGAAACAGUUAUUGUUGCUGUCAGAGAAGAUGAAAUAUUUGAGGAAAUAUCAUCUACUGUUGAAAUUGUGAUUGAUGGUGGGGAGGGUCUGGAAGAUAGUUUAUACACAGGCUUUUUUGAUGGCCUAGACAAAGAUGCUGUCAAUCUUAAAAUUCAGAAUGGGGAAGGUUUUAAAAUGACUUUCCCAAAAUUAAAGUAUGUAGAUGUAGGAAUUCAUAGAGAUGUACGGGACUUUUUGCAUCACCUCUUAUACAUAUACCCGGAUAUAAGAAGCAUCAUGUGUGAUUCAGAAGACUGGGUUCUGAGCAAGUAUUCUCUCAAUUUUCCGUUUGCAUCACCUUCAUAUCUGGGUGCUGGUCCAAAGUCCUUACAAGAGAAAGUAGUCGAGUAUAAUCUUCGUGAAAUGAGCUUUACGUCAUUUUGCCUCUGUUCAAAAUUACACGAUAUUACUAGAUUCAAAAAGUUAGAGCACAUUAGUUUACAUUUGUUGAGAGGCCCAUGGAAAAUUAAACAUACCAGUGAAAAUGCAGAAGAACUUCUUUCUCGAAUUAGUUGCCAAUAUUUGACUAUUUUUGUUGAUGUUUACAUGAGUAAUGAUGAUUUAUUAGGUUUAUACACACCAUCACUGCAGAGAGUUGGAUCAUCUCUGAAAAUAUUACAGUUUCAUCUUACUAAUGAGGUGAAUGUCAAGGUUUUAUGUCAGCUCAUCAAUAUGUGCCAGUCCUUAGAGGAGCUGGCACUUGUAACAUCCUGUGAGAGAUGUGAGGUUGAAGGUGAGGCCACUGACAGGAUAGAUCUUUGCCAGUUAACAAGGUUGAAAUGUCUUAGUAUCUCCAGUCACUACAAUGUCACUGAUGCUCUGUACUUGUUGUCACACAAACUUAUCUGUUCUUCAACAAAUCUAACAACUUUGGAGCUUGAGCUUGGUGGGCGAAUUGUAACAGAAUGGCUGAUGGAGAUUGUCACAAGUGGGGCUCUGGCAGGACUGAAAAUCUUUCAUUUAAAUUUGCCUGGUUACAGUUUUGAUAAGUUGAUAAUAAGCAACUUUUUCAUUCCUUUGAUAAGUGCUUUACCUCAUCUUUCAUGCUUGAUGCUGGGCAAUGUUUGUUACUGCAUUAUCCAGGCAUUAAGGGAAAGAUACAGAUGGUCAAAGUUGACAAUCAUUUCUAGGACUUCAUCAUAUGUGGCAUUCAGAAGUCUCACUUGCCGAUGCUGUUAGAUACAGCUCACUUUACAGAGCAUGUGUGCAUUAUCCUCAGUUAUAAACAUUAAUUGUUUCUCAGCUAGAGUAAAUGUUUUAAUAUAAAUUAGUCAGUGAAACAAACUGAAACAUAAUUGAAGUUCAAUCUCCAAUUUGUGGAUUACUUGUGAAGAAUGCAAUGUAUACAGCUUGUGUCUGUGUUGAAAUUGUGAAUUAGGGCUGUGUUUUCCUAAGAAACUAUAUUAAAUUUAAUUGUAGGAGAUGCCUAGCAUCAGCCAGUAGGCUUACUGCAGUGUUUCUCACUCCUAGUAUGAAUUGCCUGGCAUAGGGUAGCAGGCCAACUGCAGGGUUUACCUAACAUGGGCCAAUAGGUCAGCUGCAGUACGUACUCCUCUAAUCUUAUGUCUGGUGAUAUUUCUGAGGAAAGAUUGUCAGGCUGGUUCAUUAUGUACACUACAGUGGACCCCCGCAUAACGAUCACCUCCGAAUGCGACCAAUUAUGUAAGUGUAUUUAUGUAAGUGUGUUUGUACGUGUAUGUUUGGGGGUUUGAAAUGGACUAAUCUACUUCACAAUAUUCCUUAUGGGAACAAAUUCAGUCAGUACUGGCACCUGAACAUACUUCUGGAGUGAAAAAAUAUCGUUAACCGGGGGUCCACUGUAUACCCUGUGUAAUAAUUGAAAGAACACAUGACUGAUUUAUAAUAGCAUUCCUUUUACUUCGUAUAUUUUCACCCUUUGCAAGAUAGUAGGUUGGUAGACAGCAGCCACCCAGGGAGGUACUACCGUCCUGCCAAGCCAGCGUAAAAUGGAAGCCUGAAAUUGUUUUACAUGAUGGUAGGAUUGCUAGUGUCUUUUUUGCCUCAUAAACAUGCAAGGCUUCAGGUAUGUUUUGCUGCUACUACUUAAACUUAAGUCAUACUAUACGUACAUGCAUGUACAAGCAUAUAUACACACACCCCUCUGGGUUUUCUUCUGUUUUUCUUACUAGUUCUUGUCCAUGUUUAUUUUCUCUUAACUCCAUGGGAAAGUGGAACAGAAUUCUUCCUCCAUAAGCCAUGCAUGUUAUAAAAGGUGACUAAAAUGCUGGGAGCAAGAGGCUAGUAACCCCUUCUCCUAUAUACAGUGGACCCCCGCAUACCGAUUUUAAUCCGUGCAAGAGGGGUAAUUGUUAUGCGAAAUAAUUGGUAUGCGAAUGAAUUUUCCCCAUAAGAAAUAAUGGAAAUCAAAUUAAUCCAUGCAAGACACCCAAAAGUAUGAAAAAAAUUUUUUUUUUACCACAUGAAAUGUUAAUUUUAGUACACACAAACUGAAAAAGGCAUGCACACUUACAUGACACUUACUUUUAUUGAAGAUCUGGUGAUGAUUGAUGGGAUGGGAGGAGG
Messenger RNA from Cherax quadricarinatus, 4196 nucleotides. RefSeq lists its product as uncharacterized. The record is from RefSeq and is a predicted model, not a curated record. NCBI's taxonomy places the organism in Eukaryota, Metazoa, Arthropoda, Malacostraca, Decapoda, Parastacidae.